CCCAGGUCUGGACACAAUAAAAACGAGGCUUUGAAAGAAAAUGAGAAGCGUAGACCGCUCCUCUUGUUCAUUCUUCAUCUCUGUUAUUGUUGUUGUGAAAUUUUGGUCCCUCUCUCUGUCUUCGAUUGCUAAAUGUUUUGCUCACCUUCUGAUAUUAUUUUUGGGUCUUGUUCUUGUUCUCCUUCUUGCGGGAGUCAUUUGAUGAAUUUAUCAAAUUAAGCAUCUCGAUCAGUCGUUGUCCCAAUUUCGUCUACUCUUACUAUUAGUAAUAUAUUUCAGGGUGUAUCCUGAAGGUAUUGUGCCAUCAAAUGAGUGUCAAGAGUUUGGGCUAAGGAGAACUGCUUAUCCUGAUUUUAUCUUUUGGGGUACCAUUCAUGAUAGGGAAAAUGGUUGAGGGGCCUAAAUUUACUGGACUUAUGGGAGGAACCAACAACAAUGACGACAAUUACUAUGAUUUAACUCAACGGUUUUACCAAAAACUUGGUGAGGGCUCAAACAUGUCUAUUGACAGUUUACAGACGAGUAAUGCCGGUGGGUCUGUGUCCAUGUCAGUCGAAAACAGUAGUGUGGGUUCUAAUGAUUCUCUAACCCACAUUUUAAGCCACCCUGGUCUAAAGCCUGUGAACCACCAUAAUUACUCUGUCUCUGUGGGGCAGAGUGUGUUUCGUCCUGGUAAGGUUGGCCAUGCACUUAAUGAUGAUGCAUUAACACAAGCAUUGAUGGAUAGUCGGUACCCAACUGAGGGGUUGCAGAAUUAUGAUGAGUGGACUAUUGAUUUAAGAAAACUUAAUAUGGGUACAGCUUUUGCUCAAGGAGCUUUUGGGAAGUUGUACAGAGGUACAUAUAAUGGUGAGGAUGUUGCGAUUAAGAUAUUGGAAAGGCCAGAUAAUAUCCCAGAGAAGGCACAAGUUAUGGAGCAGCAGUUUCAGCAGGAAGUUAUGAUGCUUGCAACAUUGAAGCAUCCAAAUAUUGUGCGAUUUAUUGGGGCAUGUCGUAAGCCAAUGGUUUGGUGCAUUGUGACAGAGUAUGCAAAGGGAGGCUCAGUUCGACAGUUUCUAACAAGGAGGCAUAACCGUGCUGUGCCAUUGAAAUUGGCAGUUAAGCAGGCAUUGGAUGUUGCGAGAGGGAUGGCCUAUGUGCAUGGGCUUGGGUUUAUUCACAGGGAUUUGAAGUCAGAUAACCUUCUAAUAGCUGCUGAUAAAUCGAUAAAGAUCGUAGAUUUUGGUGUCGCACGAAUUGAGGUGCAGACUGAGGGCAUGACACCAGAGACGGGGACAUACCGUUGGAUGGCUCCGGCUAGAGAGAAGUUGCAAAAGCUCCCAGGAGGUUUUUUGGAAUUUAUAUGUUAUUGUUUGCAACAUCUUAUUGCACAGCACUGAGGUUGGACUGACAAGACAGUACUUAUGACUUGUCUAUCUAAAUUUAAAUGGUACUGUUCUAAAGAAGCUAAUUGCCGAGAAUUGGAAUCUACCUGUCAUAUGCAUAGGAACCAACCAGUUCGUGAGGGCGAAAAGAUCUCUCUCUCUCUCUCUCUCUCUCUCUCUUUUCAAGGCUUCAUUUUUCCUCUCUUUAUCAACUUUAAUGUUGUUUGCAGCCUUUACAUAAUUAUAUAGGGAGUCAUAGUGAUGUAUACAAACAGAUUGGUUAAGAGUUGUAUUUUGUUUUUAGUUUAAAGUUUGGAUAUAGACAAACAGAUAGGGUAAAAGUUGUAUUUUGUUCUUAGUUUAAAGUUGGGAGGUUACUAUUUUUGUUAUGUUAUGUUGAAGCAAGGGAGGAAGACAAAUAAGUGAAUCACUGUACUCAAGAAUGGCCUCCUCUUAAGUCUGCACAAAUAGCGAGGUUGGAUUGAAAUAUGUUUUACCAAGAAAUUUCCUAGCUUUAAACUGAAAAAUGUCUCUGAAGUUAUAUUUGGAUAGAGCAUUUGACAAUUUCUACAGCAUUUUAAAAUGAGGCAAUUCAAAGGGCAGCAAUUGAGAAUGUGUUUUUGGUCAACUAUUCCACAAAUUGGAAUAUUGUCCGUGGGUUAUCCAACUUAAACAGAACAUUGCCAUUUCUUCCUCAGAAAUCCCAACCAUCCUCCCAAUAGCUUCAAAUAUACCGAUUUUUUUUUCAAAAAAUUUGCUAGAAAAGGCUCAAUCUUGAAGUGAUUAGAGAGAUAUUUGAGUAGAAGUUGAAAACAGUGGCUACCAUCAACAGUUCUUUAGUGGCAAGAGAAAUUGCAUCUUGAAGCAUAGGAAGAGGAGAAAUCUCACCAGAAGGAGAGGAGAAAGGAUGAAAGGCAAGUGAAAAAUAUAAAAUUAGUUCUUGCUGGUCUUGCUGGAAGUUGGAGAAGACAUUAAUGGCCAUGAAACAGUGAGAUCACUGAACAAAAAUUAACUUCGGGUGACAAAGCUUGAGUAUAUGAGAGUUUAUCUCUCCUUUCUCUGUUUUAGUAACUUGUUUUUUGUUGAAGGAAGAAAGUACUUUUAAAUAACACCUUUCUAGGCUUUGUUUUGAAGCAGGCAUUUGGAUCUGUGAAAUUCUGUUAUCUUUUUACCCACAUGAUGUUUACUUUUUAGCGUUUAAAAUGCUUCCUCGAAAUCCAGUCUUUCCAAACACAUUCUUAUGUAAAGUUGCAAACUGUUGACCACGAGUUUGAAGCAAAAUUAUGGUUGUUUCCCCAAUUAAAUGUGUAUUUGUAGAAUGUUUGAGAAUAGAAAUGGUAGGUUUAGCAUGGUGAAAGAUCUACAGAGAAUCAUAACAAGCUGUUAUUUAACACUUUUAAUCGGAAAUGUCUUAUUUGCAAUAUGGCUGCAUUGAUGAUCAGAAACCGUGAACUGGGAAAGAUGAGAAAAGAUCAUAGAUUUGUUAGACAUGAUACUUUGGGCUCUUUUAAGUAAAAUACUAUAUUUCUAGGAUUCGUCAAAUAAUUUUUGUAUGUCUAUGUGAAGAUGAUACUACAAAUGACCUUGUUUUCUUUUUGCCUUGGUUUGUUGAUUGUUUAGGGUGGGAAAUUUUGUGGAUGCGUUUGUAGAGGGCUAAGUUCUGACUGGUUUGAAGGAUACUAUUUUGAAUUGAUAAGUCACAGUUUCACAAUUCAACUUUGAUGUAAAUUGUGUAGUUUGAAUUCCUCUUUCUCGUGUGCUUGACUUAAUUUGCAUUGCUACAGUGAUUCCCCACCUUGAGAAAAAAUAGUUGAGAAAAUUGCAUCGCUUAGUCUUGUUACUCUCUUCUUGCCAUGUUACCUACAUUUAUCUAGUAGAAUUGCUUUCCUGUUUCAAAUGGAGUACUGGAAACUGAUUUGCAUCUUAUAUAUCAAUCAUAACUACAUGUUAGUGUUAGUUGCUGAAUUGGUUUUGGCAUUUAGUUUAUCAUUAGUUUUCACUGAGUUAUCUUUUACAUGAAACUGCAUUCAUUUGCUGAUCAGUUGACUUGGUAUCUGAAUUGUCUUUCUAUUAAGUAUUUUAUUCAAUUUGUUUAUUUAUGUUGGUAAUGCUGUUGGUUGU
Messenger RNA from Durio zibethinus, 3485 nucleotides. The record is from RefSeq and is a predicted model, not a curated record. Lineage: Eukaryota; Viridiplantae; Streptophyta; Magnoliopsida; Malvales; Malvaceae.